Messenger RNA from Williopsis jadinii, 828 nucleotides. It is a transcript of the gene NSI1, whose product is annotated as Nsi1p. Gene Ontology annotation, cellular component: nucleus. Gene Ontology annotation, molecular function: transcription cis-regulatory region binding; DNA-binding transcription factor activity. The record is from RefSeq and is a predicted model, not a curated record. The transcript has a single exon. Lineage: Eukaryota; Fungi; Ascomycota; Saccharomycetes; Phaffomycetales; Wickerhamomycetaceae. The annotation marks the transcript as partial. Gene Ontology annotation, biological process: regulation of DNA-templated transcription.
GAAGCUUCUGCGUCUGUUCAGAACAAGCCACAAGGUGUCAAUAAGAUGUUUACCAAGGAUGAGAUACAAGCCAUUGAUAAGUUCAUUGAGGAUUACUGUAUCAUCAACGGGCUUACACGUAAGCAGAUCUGCGAACGUGUUUGGUCCAAUGAGCGUAAGAAAGAUGACUUCUGGGAUCUGCUACACAAAGUUUUGCCGUAUAGAACGAGGGCUUCCGUGUACAAACAUGUGAGAAGAUCUUACCACGUCUUUGAGAACCGUGGUAAAUGGACUUCAGAAGACGACCAGGAGUUGGCUAGGUUGGCUGCUGAGAAGGAUGGUCAGUGGAAGCUCAUUGGAGAAAUCCUUGGAAGAAUGCCAGAAGAUUGUAGGGACAGAUGGAGAAACUACGUGAAAUGUGGAAAGAAUCGUGCACAAAACAAGUGGACGACAGAAGAGGAGGAGAAGUUGAGAACUGUUAUCGAAUCUAUGAUUGCACUACAGACAGAGGCGGGUACCGAGUUGUCACAAGAGCCUGGAAUUAACUGGACAACUGUAAGUGAGGAGAUGGGUGGUGUUCGUUCUAGAAUUCAAUGCAGAUAUAAAUGGAACAAGUUGCUUAGACGUGAGGCACUUGCGAAAGCUCUGUCGAUGAAGUACGAUGAUAGAAUUUGGUUGUUGAACAAAUUGCAAGAGAUUGGUGAGGAACCAAGAACUGAUGAGGACUGGAAUAAAGUGGCGUCACUUCACGAGAAGAACUAUUGGACAGGUAAGGAUAUGAAUCUGUGCUAUGAGAAGAUGCGUGCUAGUAUCAAGGAUUACAAGAAGAAAGAUAUGAAGGAUAUAUGC